UGAUCCGCCCAUAAGUAUGUAGCGCAUGCGCGCUGUGUUCCACUCAGAGAAUCCAAUCCACACACAAGCGCAGAUAUGGCGGAUCUAUCUCUGGAUGAAGUGAUUCGUCAACGCAGUUUUAACGCCAGAGGAGUCAGUAAGAGGCCCAUGUAUGGCCGAGGGGCGGGGUCAGUGGGCGGGUCCUUCGACGCCCGUCAGAUGAUUGGCAGCGGUGACGUCAGGCAGCGGCUGGGAGUGGGCGGAGCUGCAGCAGUGUUUCAGGUGAAGGAUGCGCGAGAGAAGCUGGGACAGAAGGAUGCUCGGCUCCGGAUCCAGGGUCGAGGGGGAGGAGCCGGAGCCGUACAGGACGCGCGGCAGCUGAUAAACUCACGCAAGCAGCAGCAGGCUCUGCCUCCGAGCACCAUGGGAGUCUCUCACAUCAACAACACAACCCUGAGUGCUAGAGUGGGCGUGGCCCUGCAGCCAGGGGGCGGGGUCACAACAGUAGUGGAUGCGCGCGAUAGGUUGAGCUUAAAGAGGAACGUCCCGACGGCGUCCAAUCAGAGCGCAGCAUUUAUGAAGAUCACCAAAACCAUCCAGCAGAGGCCUGUGGGAAUGACCAGUGGUUUCCGCAUCAGUGGAGCCGCUCCGGUCAUGUCUGCUGCUCCUGAGGAGGAGGAUGGAGCUGUGAUUCCCAACAAACAGAUGAAGAUCAGUACAGCCAGCAACCUGCAGACACGGGCGGGGCCCAUCUCUCUCUCGACUCCCAUCACUAAGGUGGUGAAGAACGACUCUUACACUCCUCCUUCAGUCUCAGUGCCACCCGCUCGCCCCCCCACACAGAGCCUACAGCCUGUCUGCAGAACCACCGUCAGCACACACCAGACCAGCAGAGACACCAGCGGCCCCACACACACACCUGCACAGCCUGUCUCCAGUCCUCUGGAGGGCACAAAGAUCACGGUCAACAACCUUCACCCUCGAGUGACGGAGGAGGAUAUAGUGGAGCUGUUCUGUGUGUGCGGGGCGCUGAAGCGGGCUCGGCUGGUGAAGGCUGGCGUGGCUGAGGUGGUGUUUGUGCGUAAGGAGGAUGCAGUCAGCGCUUACAGGAAGUACAACAACCGCUGUCUGGACGGUCAGCCGAUGAAGUGUAACCUGCACAUGCAGGGCAGCGUGAUCACGUCAGAGCAGCCCAUCCUCCUGAGGCUGAGCGACUCGCCCGGCGCAGUGGCUCCAGCGCAGAAGGACUCGUCUCGCUCGGGCUCCAAGAUGUCUCCAGGGCCGGAGGUGGAUCCUCAGACCAUCCUGAAGGCUCUGUUCAAGUCGUCCGGUCAGAGCGGCUCCAGCGGAGCAGAGACCAGAGACCCUCACUCCACCGCCUUCCGCAUCAAGAUCUGACGCCUGUUUCCACGAGCGUCCACACUGCUUCACUUUUAACGCCUCUCUCUUUUCUUCAGUAAAGAUCCUUUAUAAUCA
This is a messenger RNA of Carassius auratus (goldfish), 1455 nucleotides long. RefSeq names its product polymerase delta-interacting protein 3-like. The transcript is spliced from 10 exons. Bases 76 to 1377 code for a protein of 433 amino acids. Gene Ontology annotation, biological process: poly(A)+ mRNA export from nucleus. Lineage: Eukaryota; Metazoa; Chordata; Actinopteri; Cypriniformes; Cyprinidae. Gene Ontology annotation, molecular function: mRNA binding. Gene Ontology annotation, cellular component: nucleus; nuclear speck. The record is from RefSeq and is a predicted model, not a curated record.